CGCGGAAAACUCAGUUAACCUUGCGUGGAGCCGCCAUAAACACAGAAAGUACAUAGGAGCCACAUAGCGGCGUGGGAAGGCCCACUGUUGAUAGGCGGGUGGGGGUGUUUAGGGAUUGAUUUGGCAAGUGAACCCGCGUGCUGCCUCGCAGAAUCCUAAUGGAAAGUCGUCACCGAAUCGGGAUUAUCCGAAGACAGUUUAACCGUAGUCAUUUCCGGCGUCCCUAGAGAAUUUACAACGAAAAGAGCAUGAUUCCGUCCCAGUGGUACAUGCCGCCCGAGCUCAACCAAUCAUAAAAUAGGCUCGUUUGUCGGAUCAUAAAUCACCGGGUAGAAGAAGACGGUCCACGCACGCAAAAUUGUUGCUUUGAAUGACUUCAUCUCUUCCUCGGGCAGGGGCGUUAUCGCGGUUGGCGGCCCUGGACGACUUCAAAUGAUUGAGCACAAACUGAGCCAAUAGGCGCCUAGAAUUCCUUUCGCUCGGCACAUGUUGAGAACUAAUGAGCCGAGGGCAUCGACGAAAAGGGCGGAAAGGACGUGAGAGAGAACAGCCAAACGGAAAUGUGACCCAGCAGUGGGGAAAAGUGCCUUGGUCCAGAUGUUCUGCAAUGAUGGGGCUCAUUUUCAGAAAAAUUAUACAUUGACAACAGGAGUAGAAUUGCUGGUGAAGACGGUACUGAUUCCAGAGACAAAUGAUAGUGUGGAACUCUUCCUCUUUGACUCAGCAGGAAAAGAAAUCUUUUCUGAAAUGCUAGAGAAACUGUGGGAACAGCCCAAUGCCCUGUGUAUUGUAUAUGAUGUUACCAAUGAACAGUCUUUCAAUAACUCUGCCAAAUGGCUUGAGAAGCUGAGGACCCAAGCCUCUGGAAUACAUACUCCAGGUGUGCUAGUGGGCAAUAAGACCGAUUUGAUCGAUAGGCGAGUUGUGGAACAAAAACAAGCUAAAGACUGGGCAGAAACCAAUGGCCUAGAAUAUUGCGAGAUGUCAGUAAAAGAGAUGGAAAACUAUGAAGCCCCUUUUCACAUCAUGGCAAAUGCCUUUCACCGACUCUACAAAGAGAGGGUGGAAACCUUUCAUUCAUUGGUAUGAGGCACCUGUGAGUGUGAUAAUGCUUAGCUUGUUUCAUUUCUUUGUACCUGGAACGAAUCAAAUGUUUAGCAAUCACAAACUAAAUCCUGUAAGAGUGGAAGUUAGACUUUUAUUUUCUCAUUAUCAUAUGUUUUCCUGUAAUUCUAAGCCAAAAUAAACCUAUUGAAGGAGA
This is a messenger RNA of Zootoca vivipara (common lizard), 1261 nucleotides long. RefSeq names its product intraflagellar transport 27 (gene IFT27). Lineage: Eukaryota; Metazoa; Chordata; Lepidosauria; Squamata; Lacertidae. The record is from RefSeq and is a predicted model, not a curated record. Gene Ontology annotation, molecular function: GTP binding; GTPase activity.